UUACGAUGUAAAAAGAUGGCCUCCAAACACUCGAAGUAAAAUUUCUUACGCAGACUCUAUAUCAAUCAGAACAAACAUUUCAAUGAUAGAACAAAAUUGGGUCAUCUUCAGAGAAACGGAAAUAUUUGAACCAAGGACGGGAAUUUAAAAGUCCAUCAACUCAGCAGAGAAUUGGACCUAAAACUAAGCUAAGACAGAUGGCGGAUCAGGUUACUCUUAAGAUAGGCUUCAUAGGCGCUGGCGCCAUUAACUUCGGUCGGCAGCACCUGCCAUGGGACCACGCUUCGCGCCUAGAACAGCUCGGAGACAUUGAUGUCAUCGGUAUUGUGGACCUGGACGAAAAGUUGGCAAGGAGCGUUCUAGAAAAACGACAAUCUUCUGCAAAGUAUGGUCAUCUCUACAAAAACUGCAAAAUCUUCAAAAAUUACAAAGAACUUAUUGAGUUAAAACCAGAUGCUGUGUUGAUAGGGAUUCCUCCGGCUUAUCGUGGUUCUUUUUCAGAGGGGAAAGACCUCGAGCUCCAGUUCGCACGUGCAGGAAUACACGUGUUUGUGGAGAAACCUUUGUCAGUCCUGCCGCCGGAGGAUUUUAUGAGCUACGCCAAAGCCGUUACAGAGACAUGCAAAGAAAAGAAAGUCAUAGUGUGUGUCGGAUAUAUGUUCAGAUAUCAUGCUGGCAUACUUAAAAUGAAGGAGCUAAUAGCAAAACAUGGUGGGAAGGUGAUGGCGUUCAAUGCGAGAUACUAUUUUGCCUACACCAAAGCUGUUAACAAGUAUUGGUUCAAUGAGGACUUUAGCGGUGGACCAAUCGUAGAACAGGCUACACACUUCUGUGAUUUGGCGCGGUUUGUGGUCAGUGACGUAGAUCUUCCUACGAUACACACUCUUCUGCUGAAGGACUCUGAUCCCAGUGGCGCUGGACAUCUAGCUUACGUUCCAAUUGAAGCAGAGGACGACAUAACUCCUGAAAAAAGAAUCCCUCGAGUAACAAUGAGUCACUGGCGAUUCAUGGACGGUGGAUUAGGUACCUUAAUGCACUCAAUAGCUCUACCGGGAACAAGGUACGAGGCCAAUAUUGACGUUCAGCUAGAUGGACUCAAACUGUCCCUCAUUGAACCUUAUGAAAAGGACUGUAUCCUAAGGGUACGAAGUCUAAAAAACGAGGAGCCAAAUAAGGAUCAGGACUUUACCUUCCCUACCGAUGAUUCGUAUCUCACUGAACUUGGAACAUUUCUGAAAGCUGUCCGCACGAAUGACCCCUCUUUGAUUAAGAGUUCUUACAGUGACGCAGCACUUACGUAUCAGAUGACGUGGGCCAUUCGACGAGCCUCUUAAAUUAUAAAUAAAAUCUUAUUGUACAUUGAAGCUGUCUAUAAAACUGCAAAGAAAAUGAAUGACUCAACAUUUGUGAUGUUUUUAUUUUUUAUUAUUUAGCAUGUCAAUCUUGCAAUGAUAUUCCU
This is a messenger RNA of Saccostrea cuccullata (small rock oyster), 1459 nucleotides long. RefSeq lists its product as uncharacterized. The transcript is spliced from 3 exons. Gene Ontology annotation, molecular function: nucleotide binding. Bases 198 to 1334 code for a protein of 378 amino acids. The record is from RefSeq and is a predicted model, not a curated record. Lineage: Eukaryota; Metazoa; Mollusca; Bivalvia; Ostreida; Ostreidae.